Molecule: messenger RNA, 1593 nt
Organism: Neospora caninum
Lineage: Eukaryota; Apicomplexa; Conoidasida; Eucoccidiorida; Sarcocystidae
Exons: 10
Coding region: 1-1593 (530 amino acids)
Biological process (GO): proteolysis
Cellular component (GO): mitochondrion
Molecular function (GO): metalloendopeptidase activity; metal ion binding
Source: RefSeq, a predicted model, not a curated record
AUGUUUCGCUUCCUUCCACGGGCUGCCUCCGGCGCCUCGACCGCCCUCAGCGUCCACCGGAGGCGCAUCCCUGCUCUCGCUUCUCUCCCCGCUUCCAGCUCUUCUCUUAUCCAAACCCGCAGCCUCUUCGGCGCCGCAGCGGCGACGACGGCGCCAAGCGGCGUCAGUCCUCUCGCGCGCUCUCCGGAUCUGUCCAUUCCGCAGGAAGCGUUCAACCAGUCUCCCACGAUCACCACGACUUUGCCGAACGGGAUUCGCGUGGCGACGCAGCGCCUCCCCUUUCACCAGACUGCCACCGUCGGUGUGUGGAUCGACAGCGGAAGCCGCUACGACAGCAAAGAGACGAACGGCGCUGCGCACUUCCUCGAGCACAUGACUUUCAAGGGGACCAAGAGAAGAUCGCGCAUCCAACUCGAACAAGAAAUCGAAAACAUGGGGGCGCACCUCAACGCCUACACCUCUCGCGAACAGACAGUCUACUACGCGAAGGCCUUCAAGAAAGAUCUGCCCCAGUGCGUCGACAUCUUGUCGGACAUUCUCCUCAACUCCACCAUCGACGAGGAGGCUGUCCAGAUGGAAAAGCACGUGAUCCUCAGAGAAAUGGAGGAGGUGGAAAAACAAACUGAGGAAGUCAUCUUCGACCGUCUCCACACCACGGCGUUCCGAGACAGUCCGUUGGGUUACACGAUUUUGGGCCCUGAAGAGAACAUCCGCAACAUGACUCGAAGUCACAUUUUGGAUUACAUCAACCGGAACUACACGAGCGACAGGAUGGUCAUUGCGGCUGCAGGCGACGUCGACCACAAAGAGCUGACUGCCUUGGUCGAGAAGCAUUUCGCCGCAGUCCCUCAACCGAAAAAGAACAAGAUCAUCUUGCCCACCGAAAAGCCGUUCUUCUGCGGCUCCGAGCUCCUCCACAGAAACGACGAUAUGGGCCCCCAUCGCCCAUGUCGCUGUCGGAUUCGAAGGCGUCCCGUGGAAGUCCCCCGAAAGGCGGAUCUUUGCCUCCGUUGUGCGUGGGCCUUCGCAGAUGCAGUGACGUUCAUGCUCAUGCAGGCGAUUGUUGGAAGCUACCGGAAGCACGACGAGGGAAUCGUCCCGGGAAAGGUCUCGGCCAACACGACUGUGAGGAACGUGUGCAACAAAAUGAUGGUCGGCUGCGCAGAAAUGUUCUCUGCCUUCAACACUUGCUACAGCGACACCGGCCUCUUCGGCUUCUACGCCCAGUGUGACGAAGUCGCUCUCGAGCACUGCGUCAUGGAAAUCAUGUUCGGCAUCACUUCCCUCUCCUACGCCGUCACUGACGAAGAGGUUGAACGCGCCAAGGCUCAACUGAAAACGCAGCUCUUGGGUCACCUCGAUUCGACAACGGCAGUCGCUGAAGACAUCGGGCGUCAGAUGCUUGCCUAUGGACGACGCAUGCCUCUCGCUGAGUUCCUCAAGAGGUUGGAGGUGAUCGACGCCGAAGAAGUGAAGCGCGUCGCGUGGAAAUACCUCCAUGACGCUGAAGUCGCCGUCGCCGGGUUGGGCCCUCUCUUCGGCAUGCCGCAACUUAUCAACAUCCGCCGCGCAACCUUCUGGCUGCGGUACUAG